AUGAGGGAGCACCUUCUAGCUUCGUCACCGCCCGUGACUUCGGGGGCUUCUCAGCCGCAGCCAGCAGGUUCCACCACCAUCUCACAAGCUCCAUCUACAUGCUCUGCCACGCCAGAAGACGGCAAUCUACAGUUUGCGUUCGAGAUCGAUCGUGUGCCAAAACUUCCCGACUCGCCGCCACAUUCUACAAAUCAAGCACCUCGACGUCGAAGGCGAAGCUCGACAACUUCCCGCAGAGGCUCCAACUCGAAAAGCCAGAGCCCGAAUGGAUUCAACAAUUGGGAAGCCUUCUACACCUACUACAAGGCCAAGAUCGAGGCCAGACGGCGUACCGUUGUGGAAGAGCUCAAGCUCGAGGCCCACAUAGCGGCCUUGUUCACCCCACCCACGUCCUACAACGGCAGCGAACGCGCGUCGGCCAUCGACGGACGUCUCUUCUUGGGCAGCGCCUGCUCAGCGCAGGAUCCGCUGUGGUUGCAGGAAAAUCAGAUCACCCAUAUACUCAACGUCGCCGACGAGGUGGGACUCAAUGAAACCGUGCUCCAGGGCUCGGGCAUCGUAUACCGCUGGCUAAGCAUUGCCGACCAUUGCGAGUUUGACAUUCGCGGCCAGUUCGACGCCGCCUUCGAGUUCAUCCUUUCGGCUUACCAACUGGGCGGUCGUGUCCUCGUGCACUGCGCCGCUGGCGUGUCUCGUUCGGCCACCAUCGCGAUCGCCUUUAUCAUGCACUACGAGAAGCUGCAACUGAGAGAGGCCCUCUUGCUGGUGCGUGAGAAGCGGCCCUUCGUGUACCCCAACCGAGGCUUCUUUGUGGCGCUAUUCAACUUCGAGGAGGAGCUCUUCUCUGCGAACAGCCUCCCGCGAACCGCCCUCGACGUGCACGAGGAGGCCUUGGCGUGA
Acanthamoeba castellanii str. Neff is the source of this 900-nucleotide messenger RNA. RefSeq names its product dual specificity phosphatase, catalytic domain containing protein. Bases 1 to 900 code for a protein of 299 amino acids. The transcript has 3 exons. Gene Ontology annotation, molecular function: protein tyrosine/threonine phosphatase activity; MAP kinase tyrosine/serine/threonine phosphatase activity. Gene Ontology annotation, cellular component: cytoplasm. NCBI's taxonomy places the organism in Eukaryota, Discosea, Longamoebia, Acanthamoebidae. The record is from RefSeq and is a predicted model, not a curated record. Gene Ontology annotation, biological process: protein dephosphorylation; negative regulation of MAPK cascade.